This is a messenger RNA of Trypanosoma cruzi, 897 nucleotides long. RefSeq lists its product as uncharacterized. The annotation marks the transcript as partial. The transcript has a single exon. The record is from RefSeq and is a predicted model, not a curated record. Lineage: Eukaryota; Euglenozoa; Kinetoplastea; Trypanosomatida; Trypanosomatidae.
GAGGUAGUAGAGAUAGGACACCGGAGACAGUCAGAGCUGCUUAUUCCUGCGUUAAUUGAACUGGCACAGAUAUAUGAAGACCUGCAUCUUUACAAUAGAUCCCUUCUUUUGGUGCGCCGUUGCCUCGGUAUUUUGUCUGUUGUGUAUGACUACGACCAUCCGUGGAUUAUACAAUUGCGGCGCCGUGGGGACUACCUCAUGGAAUGUAUGGAGGAAAAGACAAUGGACUAUAUGGCGACAAAGAUUCAGGCGACCUGGAAGAUGUACAAGGCGAUGUGUGUACUAGAAGAAGCUCUUGGACGACCAGUCACACGGCAUGUGUGGAUUCCGGCAGUGUACCACAGUCAGACGAAUGAUACGGAUUUUUUGAAGGACUUUGUGAAUGAUCUGCCAGAAGGCACAGUGUUGUAUGGCACAGGCGAUUUUAAUGAAAUAUUUGGCUCGGGUGACGUGGUCGUUGAGAAUGGAGCGGCAGACGGCACACGCAAUACAAACGACGCGCACCAGCCAUUGGACGUUAUUGGAGGGGUGGGCCGUGAUUUGUUGCCGUCUACUAAUUUAGAACGAGUACCAUCUUCAUUUCGCCGCAAAACGCGAGCGAUGAACGAGGUCACAAGGCGUUCUGCUUCUAUUGAGGAAACAUCCUUCGCUGCGGAGUAUCCGCCGGUACAAAAGGAGAUUCAGGAGUCUGUAGGCAAUACGUUUGUUCCAAAUGGGCGGGUCGUCGGCACAACGCAGGACACGCAAACAGAUACACACGUACAGCAGACUGCCUACGGUGGGGUCUUGACAAUUCGCACGACGACGAUAACCCGCACCACAACGGAACAAGAGGUUGACAGCGAUGAGGAAGACUCGAUUGAUGAGGAAGAAGCAUACAACACCGAACGGGAAUAA